Molecule: messenger RNA, 993 nt
Organism: Ipomoea triloba (trilobed morning glory)
Lineage: Eukaryota; Viridiplantae; Streptophyta; Magnoliopsida; Solanales; Convolvulaceae
Exons: 3
Coding region: 1-993 (330 amino acids)
Source: RefSeq, a predicted model, not a curated record
AUGGCAAGAAUGUCAAUGGAAGAAAGUAGUAAAAUGCGGCCUACAAAGAAAACUUCUGUUAUUAAAAGGCAAUGGACUAAAGCAGAAGAUGCAGCUUUAAUUGAAUGUCUUAUUGAUUUGUCAAAUGAUCGAAGUACAAAGGGGGAUAAUGGAUUCAAAAGUGGAUACUUGCAGCAACUUGAGAAGAUGCUUCAAGUGAAACUACCAGGAUCAAACAUUAAGGCCACCCCACACAUUGAAUCUCGCUAUAAACUUUGGAGGAGGCAAUUUCUUGCAAUUCAAGAGAUGCUAAACAAAGGAAGUGGGUUUGGAUGGAAUGAUAGUGAGAAGUGUGUUACUGCUACCAAGGAUGUUUUUGAGGAAUGGGUUAAAAGUCAUCCUACUGCUGCUGGAUUAAGGAACAAACCAUUCCCAUAUUUAGAUGAGUUGAUGGCUGUUUGGGGAAAUGAUCAUGCUUCAGGAGCUGGUGCAGAAACCCCAGCUGAUGCAGUGGAAGAACUAGACCAAAGAGGAGACAAUGUUGAUGAUUUCCAAGUGGAUUGGGAAAUUGGAGAAGAUGAAGGAUUAGGCCAGAAUGAGGCAGAGCAUAAUGUUGAUAAGGCUGACUUAUCUUCUUGUCCCUCUACAAACACUGCCAAUGUAAAAAAAAAGCUUACUGGCAAGAAACGAUCCAGAAGUGAUGAUGGCUUUAAUGACUUGGUGGCAGAAAUCCAUGAUUAUGUAGGUGCAUACAAACAUGUGGCAACAUACUUCCAGAAUGAAUCUGAGAACAACACUAGGAAGAUGAAGAUCUUUGAAGAGAUAAUGCAACUACCGGGAUUUUCUACAGAAGAGAUCAUGAAUGCUGGUGAACAUAUUCUGAAAGAUUCACACAAGCUUGAUACGUUCUUUGCUCUGCCAAAGGAGCUUAGGAGCCACUAUGUGGUGAAACAAUUAUCUGAGAUCAAUGCAUAUCAUCCAACCUUUGAUUUUCAUGGUGGAGAUGAUGUGUAG